This is a messenger RNA of Capsaspora owczarzaki ATCC 30864, 648 nucleotides long. RefSeq lists its product as hypothetical. Gene Ontology annotation, cellular component: FANCM-MHF complex; Fanconi anaemia nuclear complex. NCBI's taxonomy places the organism in Eukaryota, Filasterea, Ministeriida, Capsasporidae. Gene Ontology annotation, molecular function: chromatin binding; protein heterodimerization activity. The record is from RefSeq and is a predicted model, not a curated record. The coding region runs from base 39 to 497 and encodes 152 amino acids. The transcript is spliced from 5 exons. Gene Ontology annotation, biological process: replication fork processing; resolution of meiotic recombination intermediates.
UAUUUUUUUUCUUCAACCCAGUUGUUGCCGGCGGACCAAUGGACGAUGACGAUGUGAGCUACGACGAGUCCCUCAAGGCGCGCAUCAAGGCCAGCGUCCACUACACUGUCGGCAAGAUUUGCCAACGCGAAGAGUCGGAAAUGGGCGUCAAGUGUUCCAAGCAGUUCCUGGCCGCCCUCGCCGAGCUGACGUAUGGCAAAUGCGGCAGUCUGGCCAGCGAUUUAGAAAGCUUUGCCAAACAUGCCAAGCGGAGUACAAUUCAAGUGGAAGAUGUCAAGCUCUGUGCCCGCAAAAACCCAUCCCUUGCCAAAUUAGUAGCUGAAAAGGCGACAGACCUUGAAGCAGAAACCCAGGAGCGCCUGUCGAAGAAGCGGCGAAAGGACAACAAGCCCGCCGACGAAGACGGUGAGAGUGCUUCCGACGCAGCCCCGUCAGCAGCUGUCGCGUCUGCCGCUACGGGUGCCACACACAAGUCAAAGAAAGUGCGACAAGCCUAAGAGAGGGAGAGAGCCAGAGAUGGAUUGCUUCGGGCAGAUGGUGAAUGUACAAAAUGAAUGUUUUCCCGAGUUUGGUUCUUAUUAUAAAUACCACAAGAGACCUCGGAUCCAGUAGAUUUAAAUGUAUGUGGAACCAAGCAAAAGAAGUACA